AUGUCUGAUUUUAUUGCACAAUUGGAACAAGACUUCAAGUUAAAAGUUACUGGUCCUGAAACCUACCUUGGUAUGGAGAUUCAUAGAGCAGAGGGCAGGAUUUCUUUGAGUCAGAAGUCUUACAUCAAGAGUGUACUUGAAAGGUACAGGAUGUCAGAAUGCAAUCCAGUUGGUACGCCUUUAUGCACGAAGUAUGAAGAUACAUUGGAGGAAAACAAGCCUUUGAGUAAAGGAGUUCCCUUCCGAGAAGCUGUGGGCAGUCUGAUGUACAUAACAAAUACAAGACCAGACAUAAGUAGUGCAGUGAAUAUAGUAGCACAAAAGCUGAACAAUCCUACUAUGCAAGCAUGGAGUGAUGUCAAGAGAAUAUUCCGGUAUUUGAAGGGGACAUUGGAUUAUUCCAUUGACUUGAAAUGA
This is a messenger RNA of Macrosteles quadrilineatus (aster leafhopper), 417 nucleotides long. RefSeq lists its product as uncharacterized. Bases 1 to 417 code for a protein of 138 amino acids. Lineage: Eukaryota; Metazoa; Arthropoda; Insecta; Hemiptera; Cicadellidae. The record is from RefSeq and is a predicted model, not a curated record. The transcript has a single exon.